Chenopodium quinoa (quinoa) is the source of this 339-nucleotide messenger RNA. RefSeq lists its product as uncharacterized. Bases 1 to 339 code for a protein of 112 amino acids. Lineage: Eukaryota; Viridiplantae; Streptophyta; Magnoliopsida; Caryophyllales; Amaranthaceae. The record is from RefSeq and is a predicted model, not a curated record. The transcript has a single exon.
AUGAACAUUGACGAGAAAGACAUCAUCAACAAGUCAACAAUGCUGGUCGGAUUCAGUGGAGAAACUAAGAAGACCAUUAGAGAGAUUACAUUGCCUACCUAUGCAAAAGGGAUCAAUCUGCAAGUGAAGUUUCUAGUGAUCGAUACUCUGUCAUCCUACAACAUAAUUUUUGGCAGACCUUGGAUACAUGAAAUGAAAGCCAUCCCAUCUACAUAUCAUGAAAUCAUCAAGUUUCCUACCAGUUGUGGAAUCCAAGUAAUCAAGGGAGACCCAAAGGAAGCCAAAGAAUGCUACAAGAUAGCCUUAAAAGCAACAUCUGCAGAGAAAGAGUCAGCAUAG